GAAAACAGGAAGAGAACGUCAGAAUAGAAAAAUAAACACACAAAGAAGAUGCUGAAAUUAAUUGUCCUUUCGAUCGUGCUGUUAGCAGUAUCAAUUGAAGCAUGUCCGCAGGGAUGGCAAACAUUCCAAAACUCUUGUUAUUUUUCAAGCGCGACGCUUGGUGACGAUUCAUAUGCAUCAAAGGCGAAAAGAUCUAGACACUGGUAUAGUGCUCAGAGAGAAUGUAAAAAAUUGGGAGCAACUCUUGCUGAAAUUAAUUCACAGGCCGAGCUGCAAUUUGUAAGGAAAUUAGCAAUGAGAGGCCGCAGAACUUCUUGGAUUGGUGGUACAGAUUCGGCUAAUGAAGGAGAGUGGAAAUGGAUAUCUGGAGCACCAAUUACUGUCUCUGACUUCAAACCUCUUACAGACCCACAAAUGAUGAAAUAUGAUCGCCCAGAGAGACAAGACUGUCUUGCUAUUGCAGGAUAUCUUGAUUUCCACUGGAGAGGCAUUUUUUGCAUACAAGGAUAUGAAUACAUAUGUGAAAAAGCAAACAACUAGAGUAAUAGUCAUGGUAGAAGUUGAAGAAAUAUUCUAAAAAGGAAUAAAAAAAAAUAACAGAGGAUUUAACUUCAAGAUCAAAUGAUUAAAAACAUUCACAUGACGCUCAAUAAAUUAUUGCUGAUUGGAAAUAUUGUGAAAUAAACUAACAGAAUUAUAAUAAAAUAAAUUGAACACCUGA
This is a messenger RNA of Mytilus trossulus (common blue mussel), 721 nucleotides long. RefSeq names its product CD209 antigen-like protein E. The transcript is spliced from 6 exons. Gene Ontology annotation, molecular function: carbohydrate binding. Gene Ontology annotation, cellular component: external side of plasma membrane. Lineage: Eukaryota; Metazoa; Mollusca; Bivalvia; Mytilida; Mytilidae. Gene Ontology annotation, biological process: biological process involved in interspecies interaction between organisms. Bases 49 to 540 code for a protein of 163 amino acids. The record is from RefSeq and is a predicted model, not a curated record.